This is a messenger RNA of Morchella importuna, 2349 nucleotides long. RefSeq lists its product as uncharacterized. The record is from RefSeq and is a predicted model, not a curated record. The coding region runs from base 1 to 2349 and encodes 782 amino acids. Gene Ontology annotation, biological process: ubiquitin-dependent protein catabolic process. Gene Ontology annotation, molecular function: ubiquitin protein ligase activity; protein binding. The transcript has 12 exons. Lineage: Eukaryota; Fungi; Ascomycota; Pezizomycetes; Pezizales; Morchellaceae.
AUGACUGAUGGUGGGCCUGCGAGUCCGCGGAAGAUUCGAAUAACAGUCAUCGCCGCGGAUGGUCUUUAUAAAAGAGAUGUCUUUAGAUUUCCCGAUCCGUUUGCUGUUGUCACCGUUGAUGGAGAGCAGACUCGUUCAACUGCAGUGAUAAAGAAAACUUUAAAUCCAUACUGGAAUGAGUCGUUUGAUUUACAAGUUUCCGAGUCAUCAAUAGUAGCCGUACAGAUAUUUGAUCACAGAAAAUGGAAAAAGAAAGACCAAGGAUUUCUCGGCGUAAUCAAUAUCAAGGUUGGGGAUGUAUUAGAUAUCGGGCUGGGUGGAGAAGAAAUGCUCACUCGAGAUUUGAAGAAAUCGAACGAAAAUGUCAUGGUUCAUGGAAAACUAAUAGUCAAUCUCACUACCAACAUCGAUACCCCCAUCAGGGCACCAAACCAGACCACUGCGGUUCGACCGACUUUGCCUGUGCCAGGAGGCUCGAAUAAUGGGCAGUCUUCUCCAGCUGGGGGAUCUGUAUAUAACUCAGAUUUGGGUCGGCAAUCAGCAGUCUCUGUGGCCAGCCCAGCACCCCAAAGGGCGCCGUCGCAGACGCAAGCAAAUGGAGCACCGACGACAGCACAGCUUGCUGCACCCAAUGGGACCGCAAGAAAUAUGAGCUCGUUUGAGGACAAUCAGGGACGACUACCUGCUGGCUGGGAAAGACGACAGGAUAACUUGGGAAGAACGUAUUAUGUUGAUCACAAUACUCGAACAACCACUUGGAACAGGCCUUCCACCACAUACAAUGAAACAGAUCAACGAGCUGCCAUGCAACAAAACACUGAUCUUGAGAGGACGAGGCAUCAGAAUCGAAUGCUACCAGAGGAUAGAACUGGUGCAAGUUCUCCCACCCCAUCAGCGUCACAGUCACAAGAAACACACUCGAAUAAUACUAGUCAAGUAUCAAUGAUGGCGACGGGGGCCACUACAGCUGGAACUGGUGAACUUCCUCCAGGUUGGGAACAGAGACACACGCCAGAGGGGAGGGCCUAUUUUGUUGAUCACAAUACCCGCACGACAACAUGGGUAGACCCUAGGAGGCAACAGUAUAUUCGUAUGUAUGGGAACAAUGCAGGUGCACAAAGUAUUCAACAACAACCAGUCUCCCAGUUGGGACCUUUACCAAGCGGAUGGGAGAUGAGAUUGACCAAUACGGCAAGGGUAUAUUUUGUCGACCAUAACACUAAAACAACUACAUGGGAUGAUCCUCGACUUCCUUCUUCCUUAGAUCAGAACGUACCACAAUACAAGCGCGAUUUCAGGCGGAAGCUCAUUUAUUUUCGCUCACAGCCUGCACUCCGUAUCUUGUCUGGCCAAUGUCAUAUCAAACGGUUAAUGGUCAAGUUUGACGGAGAGGACGGGUUAGACUAUGGUGGUUUAUCCAGGGAGUUUUUCUUCCUCCUUUCUCACGAGAUGUUCAAUCCAUUCUAUUGUCUCUUUGAAUAUUCAGCCCACGAUAAUUACACCCUUCAAAUCAACCCCCAUUCUGGAAUAAAUCCGGAACAUCUUGCGUACUUCAAAUUCAUUGGGCGCGUGGUUGGCCUAGCAAUUUUCCACAGGCGCUUUCUGGAUGCUUUUUUCAUUGGUGCCUUCUACAAGAUGAUUCUAAGGAAAAAAGUGGUCUUGGCGGAUAUGGAGGGUGUCGAUGCAGAUUUUCAUAGAAACUUAACAUGGAUGUUGGAAAAUGACAUCACAGAUAUUCUAGACUUAACAUUUUCUACAGAAGAUAGUCGAUUCGGAGAAACGGUAACGAUUGACUUGAAACCUGGCGGUAGUGAGAUCGAAGUCACGAACGACAACAAACGUGAAUACGUUGAUCUUGUCACCGAAUGGCGUAUUGAAAAACGAGUUAAGGAGCAGUUCGAUAAUUUUGUUGAAGGAUUUCAUGAGCUCAUUCCGGCAGAUCUUGUCGGCGUUUUCGAUGAGAGGGAGUUGGAGUUGUUGAUCGGAGGUAUCGCGGAUAUCGACGUUGAGGACUGGAAGAAGCAUACAGACUAUAGAGGUUACACCGAGAGCGACGAUGUAAUCGUUAAUUUCUGGAAGUGUGUUCGAAGCUGGGAUGCUGAACAAAAGUCGAGACUUCUUCAAUUCACCACAGGUACAUCGCGUAUACCUGUCAAUGGGUUCAAGGACUUGCAAGGCAGUGAUGGACCACGUCGGUUCACUAUUGAGAAGGCAGGGGAAAUUCAGCAAUUGCCGAAGUCUCAUACAUGUUUCAAUCGAUUAGAUUUGCCCCCAUAUAAGAGUUAUGAUGUUCUUAACCAGAAACUAUCGUUGGCAGUUGAAGAAACUAUGGGAUUUGGGCAAGAAUAA